CUUUGCUUGAUUGAAUUUCGCGCUGAUACCUCGCGUUUUGAUUGCGCCCGCUCACAGCCUUUGCAAUACGAAUUGAGAAGUUUACGCAAUAAUGUGGCUUUAUGGAGAGCUAUGAGCUUGACUAUUAAUGUCAACGAUGUGAACACACAGAACCGGCUGAGCAUGCAGGACGAACAUAUCUGACAGGCCCCGCCGCGGGCACGCAUCCAAGUUCUCCACGCGGAUCGUGCAUUUGAGUAGAUCACAUGCAUAUUACCACGCAUCCAAGCUUGUCACCAGCUCACAUGAGCCUCCCCGGCAAGGACCUCGGCGAGUGGACUGCAGAGUCCAGACCCCAUGCAGGGUAGCUUUGCAGCCCCGCACGCCGCGUUUUCUUAGGGACAAUUAUCUAUGCCCAUCGUGCCAAUUAUCUAUAAAUGUAUAGAUCAGCACAGCUAUUCUACUGACAGCCCGCGGUGAGAACCAAACCUCGGCACGCAAGCUCUUUCGGGUUGCAAUGCCGCAGCCGCUUCUGAGAUACAUAGCGCACUAGGCUAGAAGCACACCUGGAGACAGGCCGGCGAGUAGACGUCCGCGGAGGGCCGGGUUAUUGACCCAGGAUGUUCAAGGCGAAGCGUCCUGUGAUGGCCUUCGUCGCUCUGGCUUUGGUGGCCAUUUUGAGCGGGGGAAGGGUGGCAGCGCGGACAGUGCGAGUGAGCAGUGGAGCGGGCCUUGCUGCGGCCAUCGCUGCCGCGGACGUGGACGUGGCGCUGAUUACAACGGAUGUCACAUUGUCAGAUGAUGAUUGGGCCAACUACACCUUGCCCAUUGAGUUGACACGCAACUUCACGGCAGUGGGGCAGGCGAACGCACAGAGCCUGCUACCAGUGGUGGACCUGGCGGCAGUGAAGCAAAAGGUGCGACUCCACGUGGGCUUUACGCUCACCUUUAAGAACGUGGUGCUGUGGCGCUGGCGCGACGGCUCCUCCAACCAGGCGCCCGGGCUGUCGCUGCUAGCGCCCACAGAGACGCCGCCGGAUAAUAACGACGGCACCGCCGUCGCCCUUGCGCGGUUUGAGGACGUCUACAUGCUGUAUCGCUAUUGCUUCCCCCUGUGGCUAGGCGUCCGAGCCGCCACGCUGUUCACGCGGCCGCCGGAGGUCCCGGGCAACAACACGCUGCAGUGGGACUACGUGUGGCCCAACAACUGCACCGUCGACAGCCCCUGGGCGCACCCGCAGCUGCGCUGCUACGCCUAUGUGGGCCUGUACGUGGAUUUGGCCGCACGCGGCUUGGACGCAGACAGCAGCGGCAAAAGCACCUUUUCCAAUGGCUACAUGGUGCAAUACCUGAACGCGGUGGGGCUGUGUACGGACGUGAUGCCGGACGACUGCCUCGCCACGCUCAGUCCAGUGGGCUGCUCGCUCUUCCUUAACUCCCAGCCGGAGGCGCCGUUGCCGCCCCGGCCGCCCGCGCCGCUGCCGCCUGCGCCCGUCAGCAGCACGGACGUGUCCAGCAGCGGCGGGGGCGGGGCGGGCACGGGCGUCAUUGUGGGCGCCGUGGUGGUAGGCGUCAUGGGUGGCUUGCUGCUUAUGGCGCUGCUGGUCUGGCUAAUGGUGACCGAGAGGCGCCGCCAGCGGGCAGGGAAGGCCGCCGCCGAUGGCGGCGCCGCCAAGGGCGCGCAGGAAGGCGGCGGCCGCAGCUCUGCCGGCGCCCGCACAGCAGGGGCCGACAGCAGCAGCACAGGACCGACCUCGUCGUUCACAGGCGUAGUGGUGGUGGACAUGGCGUCAGCCUGCAAGGGCAAGGAGACGGGGCCGGCAGCAGUGCGCGGCAUCACCAUGGCCUCAAGUAGCAGCGGCGGCGACUUCGCUGCUGGGGCCAGCAGUGAGCUGAGCGCCAGUGGCAGCGGGCGGGGGCAGCAGCAGCAGGGCAGCGGCAACGUGAUGGCGGGCAAGGGCAAGGCGGGCGGCACCGGCCCCAAAUGGGCCCCGGGCAGCUCCCCGUACCACCCCACAGCGCCCGUUGCACCGGGGAAGACAAUGGAGGAGACACCCGUGGUCACACGGCAGACGCCCGCACGCGCCGACAUCAAGCUCGAUGUCCGUCUUGGCGCGCCGCCGCUCGCUGCCACUGGCGGGCUUUCAUCGGAGCGCGGACUGCCGCCGCCCAAGACAGCAGGCACUGCCUCCAGUCGUGACACCAUCACGGACUCGAUCACGGGCACGUCUUCGAUCACGCCAUCGACGGCUUCCCUGAAUGCGGCAUUGGCGGUGUCAGAUGAGCGUGCCGCGGCGGCCCGGGCGGCGGGCUUCUUGGAUGCGGCUGCGGCAGUGGCAGUGCCUUCGUCGGCGGUGGCGGCGGCGGCGGCUGGUGCCUCGGCGGCAAGGCACGCAGCGGCGGCGGCGGAGGGCGGGCACGAGCGCAGCGCUGUUGUUCAGUCGGAGGUUACGCUGACGGCCGUGACGUUGGGCAGGGGUGGCUUUGGUCGGGUGCUGGAGGGCGAAUGGCAGGGCCGGCGUGUGGCUGUCAAAAUGGUGGCGGACGUGCACACCUUUUGCGGCUCACCAGAAGUCCUGCUGCAGAGCUUCAAGCAGGAGCUUGAGGUGCUCGCCCGAGUGCAGCACCGCUGCAUCGUGCAGCUGCUGGCCGCCUGCACAACCCCGCCGCGCCUGUGCCUCAUCAUGGAACUCAUGGAGACCAGUCUGGAGAAGGUGCUACACGGCUCGCGGCCGCUGCGGCUGCCGCUGCGCAAGGUGCUGUUCAUUGCGGCCGAGAUCGCGAGGGGACUAGAGGCCCUUCACCCCACCAUUAUUCACCGCGACCUGAAACCUGCCAACGUGCUGAUCAACAACGUCGCGGGCCCCAAGCCCGUCGUGAAGAUCACGGACUUUGGGCUUUCGCGCCUGCGCAACACCACGGUAGUGACCGCCACGCCCGGCGCCGGCACGCCCGCCUACCUGGCGCCGGAGUGCUACGAGGCGGCGGAGGGGCGCACCGUGGCCAUCACCUACAAGGCUGACUUGUACUCGCUGGGCGUGCUGCUGUACGAAAUGCUGGCGCACACGCUGCCGUGGGAGGGCCACCUGCCGGUGCAGAUUGCGGUGGAGGUGGCGGUGCAGGGCAAGCGUCUGCCUCUGGACAAGCUGACGCAGGCCCGCUGCCCGGCGCCGUUGAGGGAGCUGAUCUCGCAGAUGUGGGAUGCGGACCCGCUGCGCCGCCCAGCUGCGGCAGAGGUGGUUAAGGCGCUGGAGAUGAUGAUCGAGGCAAUGGACGCCGCCCAAGACGACGGACAGCCCCCCGCGCCGCCCUCGGCCGAGGUGCAGGCCCACGACGCGGCGCCAGCAGGCACAGCAGCAGGCGGCAGCGGGACCCAGCAGGAGCAGCAGCAGGCGGGCGAUCAGCAGGCGGAGAAGGAGGAGCCGGAGGAGUACGACUUCGGCCCUAUCCUCGCCAUCAGCCUCGCCAGCGAGGGGGCAUGGCGGCGCUAGCUGCGUGCCACCAGUGCCGGGGCGUGCAUUGGCGCCUGGGCAGGCGGCUGGUGCGCGCACACGUAUGGCUUUGCGUGUGGGGCGCUGCAGGCGGAAAGCAAGCUCGCCGGCAGUCAGGGGGUUGCUGGGAAUGACAAAUUGCAGAAGAUGCUUCCGGUAUGAAGAAGGCAGGGUCUUGUUCUUGCAUGGAGAAAGUUAUAAGGUGACUCGGCGCGUGGCUCUCUGAUAGCCGCGCCGGAAAACACCAAAAUGCAUGGGCACGGCCGCUCUACAUGAGUCGACGAAGCGCUCUAGGUAUGAUGGCAAACGCAUGCGAGACGCGACGACUCCAUUCAGGUGAUAUUUUAUGUUGUCGGGGCGUUCAGUGCAUCGAAGGGGGGCGCUAACGGCGCGAGUAACGGUAUCUAGCUAUGACAAAGGACGUCGCACGUGCGCUUUCGUUCGUUUGCGGUACCCGUAUUUACCUACGUGCAUCCACCGCAUGAAGCUCAUUCAUACGCAUGCCUUGUUGUGCAUGCGCGACUCAUGGCACAGCACGUACGCACGGGACAUGAACUAGCCAGUCCGGGAGUUCCAAGUCGCCAAGGGACCCCUGGGUAUGUUGCUCCUCAUCGAUUUGAUUAGAUCGGCAGGCUUUGUGUGAGACGAUGUUUGAUUGUCACGGUUUAUGAAAGUCAGACAUGCAACAUGCAAUAAUUGGCUGUGCUACUUUCACACAAUCUGAAUAUGCGCAGGCUGCGUGUCAGCACGCCCCAAGCAUGCUUAUGCUAGCGCUUUCCGCGCCGGUGGUGGGCUGUUUGCGAUUUCAUUAUGGAUCCAGGUUAACUAUGUUUUCCUUUCGUCGGUGUCAGCAGAGUGUCCCGUGUACGUUUUCCAGGAUGAAGACGCGGUGCUCAAGUAUAUGGCAGCUUUAUGGCGCUGCGUGCGAAACACACGAAGAGGACAGUCCAAUGGCUGGGGCGCCAUCCCGCGGCCCACGGGGCAGCAGCCCUACCCUGCGUGGCUGCGGAUGGAUGGGGGAUUGGGGGUAUGUGUGUGGCAAUGGCGUGAGGAGCGGAUGUCUAGUGGUGCAGGGGAGAGUCAACGGCUGGGUCAAAAAUGCAACUGCAGCGCGCAUGCAGGGGCACUACAGGGUCUUAUUAGAAACAUUGUUUUUUAGGAUUUUACGCGGAUUUCGUUUUUCUUGAGAGCGAAGCGAUCCAGGGGGGGCGAAGCCCCCCAGGAUUGCCCCUGUCCGUGCCUGUCUUGUCUAGCGUUUGCAGAAACGGGUUUGUUCUGCUGCAUUUAGUAUCUGUGCUUCCUGUCGGGCGAUGGAUUGGAACUGCAACCAGAAGCGUCCAGAAGGCUGCGUGUCCACAUCUCCGCGCCUACAAGGAUCCUAAUCUGUUCAACGCAGUCGCAUUUCCGAGCACGACUGCAGAGAGCGCAUGGACCGUACAUGUGAGACGGCAGAGCAUGACAUACGCAUGUUUCUAUUAUCGUGAGAGAGAAGCGAUACCAAGGUUAGCUGCGACGCAACAUGUCAAGGCGGAAAGUUAUUGUUUGUGGGGCCAGAUGCUGGCAUGUUGCAAUCUUGUGUACUCGAUCCGUACGUACUGGCGGUUCAGCGGUUGGUUGCCGGUGGCUUGAUGUGGGGAAGAGCAGGGGGGGAAUGUGAAGGUUGUUGGUGAACUGUCUGGCAAAGCCAGAGAACGGAUGCUGUUGACGGGUUCCAGCACUGGAGGUCGCUGUGGGGCUGUUGCAACGUGCUGUGGCGUCGUUGCGUUCCCCUCACAUUCCGGCGGGGCAGGACCGGAGCUUGUGCUCGUCAUGCGAAGCGUGCACUGAUGAUGAUAGAGCUUGCAGGACUGCGGUAAGGCGGUGGCGUAUGCAGGUAACGUGGAGGACGCGGUACGUUGUCAGGUCUUGAGGUGUUCCCUGCCACAAUAGGUCACGAUUUGUUUACGUUAGUUAUUGCGUUACAAGGUUGGGAGUGUGCGUUCCUCGCCUCAUCACUAAUAGCGGACAGUAAUGGCCAACAGGCACACUGUGUUACGAAACCGAGCAGUCCGUAUCUUCUGGAACGUUCGUGCUAUUUUGGCUUGAUCACAGCUCUGCAUGAUGGCUUUGGUGUCUCCCAGCAAGUGUCUCUUCAACAUUAGGCUCACGGCGUGUACAUUGAUGUGCUUCAACUCCCAUCAUGGCUGAUUAGUGCGCAAGAGAGUGAGCAACGGCAAACCCAUCCAUCCAGUGCUUGGAUUUGGCCAUGUGAAUGCUCGGCCGCAUGCCGUCCGACGGACAAGAAAGGGUUUCCCUCGCA
This is a messenger RNA of Chlamydomonas reinhardtii, 5769 nucleotides long. RefSeq lists its product as uncharacterized. Bases 600 to 3470 code for a protein of 956 amino acids. The record is from RefSeq and is a predicted model, not a curated record. Gene Ontology annotation, molecular function: protein kinase activity; ATP binding. NCBI's taxonomy places the organism in Eukaryota, Viridiplantae, Chlorophyta, Chlorophyceae, Chlamydomonadales, Chlamydomonadaceae. Gene Ontology annotation, biological process: protein phosphorylation. The transcript has 18 exons.